Molecule: messenger RNA, 1473 nt
Organism: Aureobasidium musti
Lineage: Eukaryota; Fungi; Ascomycota; Dothideomycetes; Dothideales; Saccotheciaceae
Source: the annotation of a GenBank genome assembly
AUGUGGAUUCACAUUGACUGUUACUGCCGUCUCUGCGCUGGCCGCAACAUUCCUUCUGAUUCGCCUGUCAGUCCUCUCUCUCCUUCUUUCCACAACCACAUCGGCUUUGACUCACCACCUAGCCCUCUGUCACCAACUCUGUCUUUUACAUCGACUAGCCUUCCCCUUCCGAGUCCUGUGUCUCCUCUACUCAUUGGUGCUGAAGACUGGUCUUUGAGUCCUGUCUCGCCCUUUGCACUCGAGCCGUUCAGCCCGACGGACAAAAGCAGCGCAGCUCCUACUUCUCCUACUCUUUCGAUUGCUGAGCUAACAUCUAGUGGCUUUCCUUCUCCGAUCAUCCUUGAUACUGCAUUCACCUGGGAUCUCUGUGUGAUUCCUCGUGUUCCCACUAACUUUGGCGUCUUUGCACCCAGCUGGCGUGAUGACACUUCUCAGCCUUUCGAUAUGCCUGCGACAAAGCUCGAUGAUGAAGCUAUCAGCCCCAGAACCCUUCCUAACGGUACCGAGGCCGUUCGCUCAUCUCCAGCUCCUCCACCUCUCCCACCAAGACCUGUUCCGCGUCGCCCCAAAAGAUCUCCUUUGCUCACAUCCAAGUUUUCUUGGGGUAGCACACCUACAACCUCCCNNCCUUCUGUGGCUUCACCUGAUUCUUUCCGCUUCACUGGACCGAUCUACACUUUUGAAACUGUUAAUGAAGAAGUCAAGAGCAGAGCUGGUUCUUUGUCUUUUGAUUCUUCCGACAGUGUCUCCAUUCACACACUCGACGCCGAGGAUAUGCCCUUGAAGUUUGAAAACAAGCCUUGGUGGGAGAACAUCCCUGAAGUCUCGCCAUUGCCUUCUCCUACUUUGAGUGUUCACUCUUUUGGUGGCUUUUCUGGUGUUCAUGCUUCUCCUGCUUUUCCUGAGUUUACUUUCCCUGCUCUUUCGCCUCCUUACUCGCCUUCUGUUUCUUCUUUUACUGACGAGAUUGAUAUCCGCAAUGUUUAUUGGACUGCUGUUACUCCCCAGACUGCUGCUGAGUAUCUAGCUGUUUUCGGCAUCUCGGUCUUUGAAGACGAGUUCGCUUGGAUGCGCUAUCCCGUUUCUGGUCCCCACGACCUCUGCUACUCUUCUGACGAUGAAGACGACAAUGACACUGCUGGCUAUGAUUGGGACAACCACAACCCUACUGCCCUUGACACUUCUGAUCCUUUUGGAGAGGUUGAUGAUGUGUUUGCUUUGUACGCUGACUCUAUUUCUUCUUCGUAUCUUUCGUCUUUUGACGAUGAUAGUGAUGAGGAGUGGAGUUUUGAGGCUGAUGAGUAUUCGGGGUUGNAGGAUAGUGUGGGUUUUGCUGUGAUGGCUGAAGCUGCGAGAGCGAGGUAUGUUUCUUCGUUCCUUGGUAACUCGGCUAUUUCUAGUGUUAAAGAGGUUUGUGUUGAGGNNGAUGGGCAGAUGGGGUCGAUUGAUUUGAUUGUUGCGAGUAUAUUUUAG